Messenger RNA from Limanda limanda (common dab), 1537 nucleotides. It is a transcript of the gene scpep1, whose product is annotated as serine carboxypeptidase 1. The record is from RefSeq and is a predicted model, not a curated record. The coding region runs from base 43 to 1362 and encodes 439 amino acids. The transcript has 13 exons. Gene Ontology annotation, biological process: proteolysis. Gene Ontology annotation, molecular function: serine-type carboxypeptidase activity. NCBI's taxonomy places the organism in Eukaryota, Metazoa, Chordata, Actinopteri, Pleuronectiformes, Pleuronectidae.
GUCAUAAAGCUGCACAGAGCAACAAACACACACACUUCUACAAUGGUCCCAACGUGGACCCUCUCGUUGCUGCUCCUCGCCGGCCUCGUCACUAAAGGGCUCUCCAUCCCGCUGGCAGAUAAAGAAGCCUGGAGCUAUGUGGAGGUGAGAGAGGGGGCCCACAUGUUCUGGUGGCUGUAUUACGCUGACAGCCAGUCUCCCGGAUACACAGAGCUGCCUCUGGUCAUGUGGCUGCAGGGUGGACCAGGAGGAUCAGGAAGUGGCUUUGGGAACUUUGAGGAGAUCGGACCUUUGAACCGGAACCUAGAGCCCAGAAAGCAGAGCUGGGUGCAGGCAGCCAGUGUGUUAUUUGUAGACAACCCUGUGGGCACUGGCUUUAGCUACACUGACGGGCCUGAGGGCUUUGCGACUGAUGUGGCCACGGUGGCCUCAGACAUGCUAGUGCUGCUCAAACACUUCUUUUCAGAGAAGGCUGACUUCCAGAGCAUCCCCUUUUACAUCUUCUCAGAGUCGUAUGGAGGAAAGAUGGCCGCUGCGAUCUCCCUGGAACUCACCAAGGCCAUAGCACAAGGAACUGUGAAAUGUAACUUUGCUGGUGUGGCACUUGGGGACUCGUGGAUUUCACCACUGGACUCUGUCAUGACGUGGGGGCCGUACCUCUACACCACCUCGCUGCUGGAUGACAAUGGCCUGGCUGCUGUCAGCAGUGCAGCGGAGGAGGUGAAGCAAGCCGUGGAGCAGCAACAGUUUUUGAAGGCCACAGAGCUGUGGUCUAUGACCGAGACUGUGGUGGAGCAGAACACCAACGGGGUCAACUUCUACAACAUCCUCACCCAGGACCCGGAGGAAAAAGUCCGCUCUUCAGUGGGAGAGGACUUCAUUGCUCUGCAGGCCAGUCGUCACAUCCGUCCCCUCCACAGCCAAUCACUGUCUCAGUUGAUGAAUGGACCCAUCAGGAAGAAACUGGGCAUCAUUCCCCACAAUGUAACCUGGGGAGGCCAGGCAGAGGAUGUGUUCAGCCACAUGGCCGGAGACUUCAUGAGGCCGGUGGUGGACGUCGUCAACCAGCUGCUGAUCGCUGGAGUCAACGUCACUGUCUACAACGGACAGCUGGACCUCAUCGUGGACACCAUUGGUCAAGAGCUGUGGGUGAAGCAGCUGAAGUGGGAGGGGCUGCCAGGCUUCAACAAGUUGAGGUGGACCCCCCUAGAUGACCCCAGCGCCCCAGGCGUCACCGGAGCUUUCUUCAAGACCUAUAAGAACUUUGCCUUCUAUUGGAUUCUCAGAGCUGGUCACAUGAUUCCCUCAGACCAGGGACCAAUGGCGUUACAGAUGAUGAAGAUGAUCACCCAGCAGGCCUGAUCCACCCACUCUGAUGCCAGCUGGAAUGGCUCUGACAAUCACAAUGAAAUCAUGACUUUUUUUUAGUUUUUAUUCACUUUCUGCUAAACCAAAUCCAAAAUCUCUCCGAAAUCUACACAGACUCCGCCUGUGUAGAUUUCAGCUAUAAUACCAAUAAAUACUGUUUGUUUUUGUA